This is a messenger RNA of Striga asiatica, 2038 nucleotides long. The record is from the annotation of a GenBank genome assembly. NCBI's taxonomy places the organism in Eukaryota, Viridiplantae, Streptophyta, Magnoliopsida, Lamiales, Orobanchaceae.
UUAUCCAGUAAUUACCCACAGAUAUAUAUAUUAUCCAUAUGUAAUAAUUUAUUUGUUUUAUACAUUCAACCCCACUAGAUGUUAGCUGUGUAUCAGUGUACGCCCACCAACUGUUUGUUCAAUUGACAGGCACGGCCAGGGAGGUUUUUCAGUUCACACAUUCUGACCAAGCUCUUUCCCACACACGCGUCUACACACUGUGCUUGUUGUUCAAAUAGGGGCGGCUCUCUUUAUGGUCUGGAGCUUAUCUUUUAUGCGCAUGUUGUGAUCAAUAGUGUGAAUUUGCUCAGAUGGAAAGUCUUGAGUUUUUGGUGGAUAAAAGAUUAUAAUCGACUCUAGUUCAAAUCUUGAUGGCUCAUUUGUUUAAAAGGCCCCAAAACCUUUUGAAGAGCCUUGAUGCGCUUCAUUCCUAGUUACCAGCUGGUGGAUUCUCAUUGAGUGGGAAAUUUUAGGACAUUUGGGUCAGCAAAAUCUCAAGAAAAAUUAUAAAAUUGGAGAUUUUUCUAACGGAUCCAAAUACGGAGACUACUAGUUGGUGUGAUUUGCCCGAGGGCCUCGAGUGCGUACUGAAUAUAAUAAGGGCCCUUCCAAUGGGGUCCUGCUUUUCAAGUGAAAGCAGGAGCCCUCUACCUAGUUCGCCUGUGGGUGCUAGGAAGAAAAAGGGUUCGAAAAGGAGGGGCGUCUCACGAGAAUCUUCCUUUGACUCUAGGAAGGAAGAACAAUUGCACCGGAUUUCUGGAAGGUUGUUCUUGAAUGGUUCAAGCGAGAUUGCUUCACUUUACACUAAGCAAGGCAAGAAAGGGAUCAAUCAAGAUGCCAUGAUUGUAUGGGAGAACUUUGGUUCGAGAACAGACACUGUUUUCUGUGGUGUUUUUGACGGCCACGGUCCCUAUGGUCAUCUGGUCGCAAAACGAGUUAGAGAUUCUCUUCCUCUGAAACUGACUGCAAACUGGGGAGUUGAUAUAAAAAGUGACGAGAUUCUUAGGGCUUCCAGUUUAAGCACUGUGGAAAGUUUGCGCACAGAUGAUACUUCCUUUGUGUCUGUUGAUGAGGAAGCUAGAGCAUCCAUUGAUGAUAUUGACGAUAAGCGAUCAGAGGUCUUUGAGACAUUGAAAAAUUCUUUCCUGAAGGCCUUUAAGGUUAUGGACAAGGAGUUGAGGAUGUAUUCGAAUAUUGACUGCUUUUGCAGUGGAACAACAGCAGUAACCUUGGUGAAACAGGGUCAAGAUAUUGUAAUUGGAAAUGUUGGGGACUCAAGAGCUGUAUUGGGUACAAGAGAUCAAAAUAAUCUACUAACUGCUGUCCAAUUGACUGUGGAUCUUAAACCUAACCUUCCAGCGGAAGAAGAGAGGAUCCGCAAGUGUAAAGGACGUGUUUUUGCCCUUAAAGACGAGCCUGACGUUGCAAGAGUGUGGCUGCCGAACAUUAACUCCCCGGGCCUUGCCAUGGCCCGUGCAUUAGGUGACUUCUGUCUCAAGGACUUUGGCCUCAUAUCUGUGCCAGAAAUCUCGUACAGGCGCAUCAUGGAUGAAGAUGAGUUCAUUGUCUUGGCAACCGAUGGGAUUUGGGAUGUUCUGUCGAACGAGGAAGUGGUGAAAAUCGUGGGUUCUUGCGCAACACACUCGAAUGCCGCUCGAACGCUAGUGGAGUCAGCUGCCAGGUCAUGGAGGAGCAAAUAUCCAACUUCAAAAGUUGAUGACUGUGCAGCCGUUUGCCUCUUUCUUGGCUCAAACGAGUGUGCUUGCUUCACAACCAAUACUAAUGAGAAUAUAUCAUCACUUGAACAAACCGAUGCUGCCAAAAAUGACGAUCUUCCUGGUCCAAAUGGAUUGAACCGUUCAGAAACUGUCCGAGAGGCCAAUGAGGAAGAAAUUUCAGUCGACGAGCCAAAAAACAAUGAAUAUGGACAGGAUUUGGAUGGAGUUUCUCGUGUAAACACACUGUUGACCGUGCCAAGGUUCCAGUAAAUGCAUAAAACUGCGUAAAUGAAGGGUACAAGGUUUGCAUAAAUAUCUUGCUAGUGAUUUACGUNAAUUCU